CAUCGAUGUUUUUUAACAUCACUAAUCACUAGUAGCGACAGUUUUUGCAUAAAAUACAAUUAAAUAAUAAAGGGCCAUCGCCAAAGCUGCAAAAACCAGGUUUUACACUGCUGCAAUUGCUGAAGAGUCUAGUUUAGGUGCCACUCGAAAACAAUACCGGAAAGUGUUACGCGAAAGCCCAGCAGAGCCCCAAAAAAUCAACCCAAAAGUGAAAGCCCCCAGAAAAAGUAAAGUACAAAAGAGAGAAAGGAAGAGCCAGAGAGGUAAAGAAAGAGAGAGCGAAGAGCGUUUAAAAGAGUCUGUGCGAGAGAAAAACGAUUUUUUCAACUCCGCGAAUCCUUGGUCAUAUUCCGUGUGCAAAUCCUGGUAAAGCGGGAAGUGAAGUGAAAUAGUAGGACCAGGAGCAAAACACCGACAAGAUUCUCGGGCCUACCUACAGCGGUAUCCAGAUCCAGAGCCACGGCCACCAGGACGCAGAAUCCACCUACAGCACCUACAGCACUCCACUAGCCGCCACCACGCUCCACAAACAGCCAGCAGCCAUCAUGUUCGUCAACUCCAUGACGUUCCGCGGCAAUCCGGCGAACUACCACCAGCAGCAGCCGGCCCUGAACCACCACACGCUGGCAGCGGCGCACCACCAGCAGCAGCUGCACCACCACGCCGCUGCAGCUGGUCACCUGAGCCACGUCGGCGGUGGCCACGCAGCCAGUAACCACCUGGCGGCCGCCGCUGUUCUCGGACGGCAUGGCCACAACUCCCUGGGCAGCGGGCACACGUCCACGUCCUCGCACUCGGCCAAUGUGGGCGUGGGAGUCGGCGGGGGAGCUCUGGCUAGCGGCUCCACCGGGGGCAGCGGUGGCAACAGCUCUCCGGACAGUGGCAAGAUCUAUAUCAAGAACCUGGAGCGGUCCAUCGACAACAAGGCGGUGUACGACACGUUCUCGGUGUUCGGAAACAUCCUGAACUGCAAUGUGGCCAAAGACGAGGAUGGCAAUUCACGCGGCUAUGGGUUUGUGCAUUUCGAUUCGGAGGAGGCCGCCCGGGCGGCCAUCGAGAAGGUGAAUGGGAUGCUGUGCAAUAAUCAGAAGGUGCAUGUGGUCAAGUUCAUACCACGGCGGGACCGGGAGCAGGAGAAGGCCACACACUUCAAGAAUCUGUAUGUGAAGAACCUCAGCGAGGAGUUCACCGAGCAGCAUUUGCGCGAGAUGUUCGAGCCCUACGGCCGCAUCACCAGUCACAAGCUCAUGCUAGACGAGGAGGGGCGCUCCCGGCGCUUCGGUUUCGUGGCCUACGAGAACCCACAGUCGGCGCUGGCCGCCGUAAUUGGCCUGCACGGCAAGCAGCUGGGCGACAACAAGUUCUUGUACGUGGCAAGAGCCCUCAGCAAGGCCGAGCGGCAGCAGGAGAUCAAUCGCAAGCUGGAGGAGCGCAAGCGCCAGAAGGCCGGUCAGAUAUUCUACUACUAAGUCUUCGGCGGCGGCAGCUGAUCCAAGGACAUCGCUAGGAGUUGACUCGGAACCCACACACAUACAAUACACACCCAUAUAUAAACCUAUAUAGAUAUUUACGAGAAAUUGUAUCGAGCAGCUAGGCGGACAUUCAGGCAGCAGACGGACGGGAGGCAGCUCCUGCGCAAAUACACUUAGAUGUAGGCAAAAGUCUUGCAACACAGUUGAAAUUUAUAGAAAGAACACAGGGCAGAAACAAAGGGAGAGGCAGAACACGAGCUCUCAACCGAAAGGAUUUUCUAGGCAUUAGGACAACAAUUUCUUAGCACUCACUAGCGUUUUUUUGAAAUUAGAUGUUUGUCUUUACUGUUGAAUUUAGUGAGCAGGGGCUUUGCUGUCAGCUUCUCGCCUAAAGAACACAUUGCGUACACACCCGUAUUUCGAAAUGUAUUUACCCACACCAGGCCAACUUUCACACUGGCCCCUUGGCAUUAAGUCUAGAUCGUGCGAUCGCAACUAGAGCUACGCCCAGCACAGUCCUGGGCAACAUAUGAAUAUUUACACUUACCUAAUAUAUAUAUUAAAACCAAACUAAACCAAGAAACAAACGAAAACAAACAAAAAAAGAACAAAAACAAAAUGGAAAAACGGAAAAAAAUACAAUUGAUGUAACCCCUAUUAACAAGUGAAGCACCCACUCCACGUAUAUACAUAACAUAUACAUAUAUCUAAUGUAACUCCACACGCUGUAGUUAGAAAGCGUUUAUAAUACUCACACACCCUACGCUAUAACUAAACUUUUGACGAGGAAAUCAAGUGCAACCAUUGCGAAAGCGAACCCUACACGUAAUUUAUAGAGUAGACGCCGAUGCGGACGAGGAAUAGGUCAGAGCUGGAGAGGAGAGAUCCGACAUGGAAUUAGCAGGGGCCCAGCGCCACUCCUGCGGACAGUACAUGAGUAUUAAAAUUUUAGCGAUUACAAGACAUUUUUGUAAUUAAUUGUACAUUGUUUCAAGUAGCAGAAACUAAAGUGAAACCCACAAAACAGGACCGCAAGACAGUAACGACCGUAAUGUAACGUGAACAAGAUGAAAGUGAAAACCUAAUUGAAUGUAACCAAUCCAAGAAGUGUACACAGUGCAAUGUUUAAAUCUUUUAGAAUAUUAUUAUGGAUACAAGGCACGAACUAAAUCGCGAAAUCGAAGUAAUUCACAGCACGCUGUAGGCCGGCGUGUGUACAAGUUUGAAAUGAAAGCAAAUACAUGCAUAAUUUAAGAUUAUUGAGCUUAAUUUUUAAAGUGUUUCCGAGAACAGAAAACGAGAGCAAAGUGAAAAGUAAAAAGUAAAAAGUAAAAGGAAAUUAUUAAGAUACCCUACAACGCUAAACUCACUCGAAAUUUGUAAGAUUCAAGUUUUGCGUCUAGACAUAUACACAAUGUAUAGUUAAACAGUACCACACACAAAAGAGGAAAAUUAAACGACAUAAAAUAGUUA
Messenger RNA from Drosophila sechellia, 2945 nucleotides. RefSeq names its product polyadenylate-binding protein. The coding region runs from base 546 to 1469 and encodes 307 amino acids. The record is from RefSeq and is a predicted model, not a curated record. Gene Ontology annotation, molecular function: RNA binding. Lineage: Eukaryota; Metazoa; Arthropoda; Insecta; Diptera; Drosophilidae. The transcript is spliced from 3 exons.